Molecule: messenger RNA, 549 nt
Organism: Pterocles gutturalis (yellow-throated sandgrouse)
Lineage: Eukaryota; Metazoa; Chordata; Aves; Pterocliformes; Pteroclidae
Product: sulfotransferase 1 family member D1-like
Exons: 5
Biological process (GO): sulfation
Cellular component (GO): cytoplasm
Molecular function (GO): sulfotransferase activity
Source: RefSeq, a predicted model, not a curated record
CUCCUCCCAGCCUCCUUCCAGGACAAGGACUGCAAGAUCAUCUACAUGGCACGCAACGCCAAGGACGUCGUCGUGUCCUACUACUACUUCUACCAGAUGGUCAAGAUACACCCUGACCCCGGCACGCUGAGCGAGUUCCUGGAGACCUUCAUGUCUGGCAAAGCUGCCUACGGGUCCUGGUAUGACCACGUGCAGGGCUGGUGGGAGAAGAGGCAGGAGAAGCGGCUCCUCUACCUCUUCUACGAGGACAUGAAGAAGGACCCGCGGCAGGAGGUGCAGAAGAUCCUGCAGUUCCUGGGCAAGGAGGUGGCGGAGGAGACGAUGGCAAGGAUCCUCCACCACACCUCCUUCCAGCAGAUGAAGAAGAACCCCGCCGCCAACUACGAGACCAUGCCCACCACUUUAAUGGACCACAGCCUCUCCCCCUUCAUCCCCUUCAUGCGCAAGGGGGGGGUGCAGCCAGCAGCGGAUGGCACCAUCGGGGACUGGAAGAACCACUUCACGGUGGCCCAGAAUGAGUGUUUCAACCAGCACUACCAGCAGCACAUG